Brassica napus (rape) is the source of this 5421-nucleotide messenger RNA. RefSeq lists its product as uncharacterized. Bases 1262 to 3697 code for a protein of 811 amino acids. Lineage: Eukaryota; Viridiplantae; Streptophyta; Magnoliopsida; Brassicales; Brassicaceae. The record is from RefSeq and is a predicted model, not a curated record. The transcript has 7 exons.
UGAACCUAGUUACUGCAAUAUGUAGUUCCAUAUUAUGAUAUUUUUACUGCAAAAAAAGUCCACAUUGAUAGCAAUAGCUCGUUUUACCGAACUGUUAUUGUAGGAAAUUAAAAAAAAUUUGUGUAGUAUAAUAGUGCUAUAUAAACGCGAUGACAGUGUUUCAUUAAGCGGGAACCCAAAAUUAGCUUUUCCGCGUACACACUUAGUAAAAAUCAUUAAUCAACUCACUUUACCUCUCUCUAAUCGUGUUUUCCCUCUAUCUUCCCUAAUUUUCUCCUCUUUCUCACAUAACCCUAGCUAAAAUUUAUCGAGCUCCAUUCUACACCUCUAAACACUGUUCCGCCUCUCCCAUCCGCCAAUUAAAGCUCCGUCAUCCACCAUUCCGAGACCAUUUCCGUUGCUGAAGGUAUCGAAGGUCGCCAUUACGCCAUUUCUGUCGAUAGUUAAUUUCCUGAUUUGAUUUCCUGUUUUCAUUUCAUAUUUGCUUAGAUUUCAUCUUUCGUUUGAUUUCCUUUAACUAGGAUUGUUGUUUUAUCAAUUUCGAUUUAGACUUUAAGGAUUCGAUUUGCGAAAUAAAAUUUAUUUGCAUGUCUUCGUUUUCGUUUUAGUUUUAUCAGCUCGAUUACUUGUUACUUAUUCGAAUAAUUUACUGAUUCUGUGUUGUGUCAUUGUGUUGUGUGAUUCUGUAGUAUUUGAUUGAAGAUCUAUCGUUUUUGUAGUCAUUGUGUCAGUGUGUUGUGUGAUUCUGUAGUUUGUUCAGAAUAAUAUAUCGAGUAGAAGAGAUGCCUCUUAUGUGUCCUGUGUCAUUUGUUCAGAAUCGUAGUAGAUUUGCGUUUUAUCUAAUGUAAUUUUUUAUUAUUUGUGCUCGUUUUAGCAAUGAAUUCGAGGAUAAGUUAUGUGCUUCAUCUAAUGUCAUUUUAUUAUGUUAUUUGUUCUGACUCUGAGUGCUUUUACUAUGAAAUCGAGGACAAGUUCUGAGUAUUCUGAGUGAUUAUACUAUUACUCUGAUGACUCUGAUGACAAUUUGUCAAAAAUUGUUACUGAAGUUUCAGUUUUGGUUUAGAAUAUAUAAUGGUGGACAAGGCAUGGGUUCAUCUUAGCAGAGUUGAUCCUGCGUAUGAGAGAGGGGCUUCAGAGUUUGUACGAGAUGUGGCUGCAGGUCUGGGAGGGACUGAUAUGAUUGUAUGUCCCCUGCAUUGACUGCCGUAAUAUAGAUCGUCACUCAGGAGUUGUGGUAGUUGAUCAUCUAGUUACUGGGGGAAUGGAGGAGUCUUACAAGAAGCGGCCUGAUUGGUAUCUACAUGGAGAAUUGGACUCAAGAGUUGAAUCUGAAAGCAACACAAGUCAGUGGAAUGAUGAUAUCUUCGGGUUAUACAGAGCCGCUGAGUGUUUUGAUGAAGAUUUAGCUGGUACUGGGGAGUUAUCUGAGAUGGCAGAGGGAGACGACAAGAAAGAGGAUGAAUUCCUGGCAAAGAUAGCUGAAGCCGAAACCCCAUUGUAUCUGAGCUGUGCAUCACACAACAAGUUAUCUGCCAUUGUUUCUUUAAUCAGACUGAAGACACAAAAUGGGUGGUCUGACAAGAGCUUCAACGAUCUGCUUGAGACCUUACCAGAGAUGUUUCCAGAGGAUAAUGUGCUCCACACUUCGCUGUAUGAGGUGAAGAAAUUUCUGAAAUCUUUUGAUAUGGGUUACGAGAAGAUUCACGCAUGCGUCAAUGACUGCUGUCUAUUCCGAAAGAGGUACAAGAAGCUUGAGAAGUGUCCAAAAUGCAAGGCUUCAAGAUGGAAGACCAAUAUGCACACUGGUGAGAAGAAGAAAGAUGUCCCACAGAAAGUAUUACAUUACUUUCCCAUCAUACCAAGAUUGAAGAGGAUGUUCCGGUCUGAGCAAAUGGCAAAGGAUUUGAGGUGGUACUUCACCAACAAAAGCACAGAUGGAAAACUUUGGCACCCUGUUGAUUCAGUGACAUGGGAUCAGGUGAAUGCAAAACACCCGGCCUUUGCAGCAGAAGAAAGGAACCUGAGGCUUGGUCUUUCAACUGACGGAUUUAAUCCCUUCAAUAUGAAGAAUUCGAUGUACAGUUGCUGGUCUGUUUUGCUAGUGAACUAUAACUUGCUGCCUGACCUAUGCAUGAAGAAGGAGAACAUCUUGCUUUCGUUGUUGAUUCCUGGUCCACAACAGCCUGGUAAUAGCAUCGAUGUGUACUUAGAACCCCUCAUCGACGAUUUAAACCAUCUGUGGAGCAGUGGAGAGGUAACCUACGAUGCUGUAACUUGUUGUACUUUUAAUCUUAAUGCAAUGCUGCCUUGGACGAUCAGUGAUUUCCCAGCUUAUGAGAAUCUUGCAGGCUGUAAAGUCAAGGGGAAAAUGGGGUGUCCGUUAUGUGGAAAGAAGACAGAUAGUAUGUGGCUAAAGUUCAGCAGAAAACAUGUCUACAUGUGCCAUAGAAAGGGUCUGCCACCAACUCAUAGUUUUAGAGGAAAGAAGAAGUGGUUUGAUGGAAAAGCUGAACAAGGGAGAAGGGGUAGAAUACUAACAGGUCGUGAAAUUUCUCAAAAUCUGAGAAACUUCAACAAUGACUUUGGAAAUUUUAAGAGAUCUGCAAGUAAGAGGAAAAGGAUUCAGAGUACUGAUUUAAGCUCUGAUGUUGAGGCUUUAUCUAGUGAAUCAGAGGAAGAAGAAGAGGAAGAGGAAGAGGAAGAGGAAGAGGAAGAAGUUCAAGUCGAUGAAGAUGAGUUAUCUCGGUGGAAGAAGAGAUCAAUCUUCUUCAGGCUACCAUACUGGGAGGAACUUCCGAUGAGACACAACUUGGAUGCCAUACAUGUGGAGAGGAAUGUGGCUGCGAGUUUAGUUUCCACAUUGUUGCACUCUGGAAAAUCUAAGGAUGGUCUUGCUGCUCGUAAAGAUCUGGAGGAAUUUGGUAUUAGGCAGGAGUUGCACCCUAAAAUCCAAGGAAAACGAACAUAUCUUCCUCCAGCACUAUGGUCUUUGUCGAAGGCAGAGAAGAAGAUCUUUUGCAGGCGACUAUUUGACUUCAAAGGGCCAGAUGGAUAUUGCUCAAACAUUUCAAGAGGUGUUUCACUAGAUGACUGUAAAGUAUCAGGUUUGAAAUCCCAUGACUAUCAUGUUUUAAUGCAGCAACUUCUUCUGAUUGCGCUUAAAGGAUCGUUACCUAAAGGACCUAGGCUAGCCAUUUUGAGGCUGUGCGCAUUCUUCAAUAUGCUGUGUCAGAGAGUGAUUGAUAGGGAGAAGCUAUUGGUUAUGGAAGCUGAGAUUGUUGAGACUCUAUGCUUGUUUGAAAGAUUUUUCCCUCCAAGCUUCUUUGAUAUCAUGGUCCAUUUGACUGUGCACCUAGGAAGGGAAGCCCGCCUUGGUGGACCAGUCCAAUUUAGAUGGAUGUACCCAUUUGAAAGGUACAUAAAAGUCCUCAAAGACUUUGUGAGAAAUCCUGCAAGACCUGAGGGGUGCAUCGCUGAGUCGUAUUUAGCUGAAGAAUGUAUCGGGUUUUGCAAUGAAUUUUUUAAGAAGACAACAGACGUAGAAGAAAAAAUAGACAGAAACACAGAGUAUGAGAACAAUUCCAUCUUAGAGGGUCGUCCAAUAUCCACAGGCACUCCAAUUACUCUGACUGAAAUGGAAAAGAAAGUAGCACAUCUUGCUAUCAUCCAAAACAUGGCUUUCGUGAACCAUACGUAGAUGAGCAUCUACAGUAUUUACAAGACACAUGUGAAAAAUGUCGGCGAGAUGCAUCAACCUUAUCAAGUAUGCACACAAAGAAUUUCGCAACUUGGCUAAAAGAACAGGUGCCUCUUGAUUCUACAGAGCAUGAAGAAACACUUAAGUGGAUAACUUAUGGUCCAUGUUGUUCUGCAAGGUCUUAUACAUGAUUCAUAGUUAAUGGGCAGGGGUUUCACACAACGUCAAUUGAUAGGAGAAGUCAGAAUAGUGGGGUUUAUUAUGAGGCUACAGCAGUCUGUAGAUCUAGUGCCAAAGAUAUAUCACAGGUCGUCGAUCUGGUUUCUUUUUACGGCAGAGUAACUGACAUCAUUUUGCUGGAUUAUAAAGUCUUCUAUGUCCCUCUGUUCCGGUGUGAAUGGGCAGUAAAGGGUAAUGGAGUGAAGAUUGAAGAUGGUUUCACCCUUGUUAACCUCCAUCAUAGUCAAGCAUCCUUUGCAAGUGAUCUAUACAUUCUAGCAUCUCAAGCAAAGCAAGUCUUUUACUCUAGGGAAGAUGAGUCAUCACAUUGGUAUACUGUUAUGAGAGAUCCUUCGAGAAGAUACAGUAAGGAAGAUAUUCAAGAGGGGACUGCAAACAUUGGGCCAUUACCAUCAAAUAUCGACAUGGAAGUUGACAUUGAUGAGGCAGAGAAUGUCAGAACUGAUUGUGAAGGCAUAUAUGUAAAUUGUUAUGGCCGGUGGAACGAAAAACAAAAGAGGAGGGAAGCCAAAAAAGAAAGAAAAACAAGCAGAUGAUGAUGUUGAGUUCGUGCGUACUUUGGAGACAGGUGAGCAACAUGUGACAGAACCAGAAGAAGGUGAGCAACAUGUGAGAACCACAAGAAGAUGAACAACAUAUGAUAGAACCUGAGACAGAACGAGCUGAUAGUGAGCCUGAAGGUGAGAUCGGACAGUCUACAGUUCCGGAGCCAAAAGAUUCAAACUCCCGUAAGAGAAAGCGUGGACCAACAAUGAUGAAAGACAUAGCUAAAGAUCCAAAUAGCAGAGUUCAUGUAGAUUUCACUUUCAUGGGAGAACCUUACUGAUGCGCCUCAGUCCAUGGAUCAGUACAUGGAACCGGACCAGAUUGGAGAUCAGGCCGAUCAGAACAACUCAGCCGAGGUUCGUCUACCGAGCCGUGCCAACCAGGACGAUCGUGCCGUGUACCACCUAGACCCGCUUACAUCCGGGAUGGAGCUUAGACCAGACCCACGUCCAGACAUCCGAACUGACUAAUCCAGUACGCGUUCUUCCCAGCCAUCUCGACAAGCCAAAGCCAACAGCCGAGCCAGACUUGACUUGGAUCGUGAGGUUUCCCAAAAUGAUCUAGACUUCUCUCUCUUGGUCCAUUUGGUGCGAACCAAGUGUCCUAAAGACCAAACCGAUGGACUAUCUCUCAUGUCUGACACUCUCUUGGAUUUCUAUCAUUCAUAUUUCUCUAAGGCACGAAUCAUCCAGCUUUCUGAAGACUUAGGCCGCAUCAGUACACUGCUUGAUCACCCGGCGGACUGUCCAGACCGUCCCGAGUUCGUCCAGAUCCUUACCGCGACAACUCCAACUUGGCCGAAUGAAUCUGGACAUCAGCCGAAGAAUCACUUUGACCAGAUCUGAUCUGAAGAGUUAUUUGACUGCCUUUCAACAUACCACAAGUAGUAUAAGUAUGUAAACUCUUUCUCAUAAUCAAUGAAUCGAUUUUCCCCUUAA